CUAGUUGCUGUUUUACUUUGGCAUUUUUCAGUUAUUCUAUGGAUAGCGAGUGUGAUAUCAAGGACAGUGCUGCCGUUUAUUUUUCACUUUUUUUUUAAAGAAAACGUUGAAAAUUCAAGAAAAGAACUUAUUAUUUGAGUUUCGGGAAAGGAAAAUUCUGAUUGACAAGUCAUGGCGGAGCGGUAUGACAUUGCGUGUCAAGCGUGACAUGAUAAUGGAGCGGUCUGAUUGGUCAGUUCCGUUACUGAUUGGUCGUGAGGCUCAUAUCUGGCCCGACCCUUUUGUAGCUCGCAUCUCUUUUCAAUCGUCCUGUGGAAACUGCAGUAAAAUCUUUAUUUUUGAACGAAAAACGGAACAGUUACUGCGACCAGAACCCCGUUGAAUUGGACUAACCAUUGGAGUCAAAGGAGCGAAGUUUCACGAGAUUAUUCCGCUUGUGAAGUUUUAACCUUCGAGACAAAUGGUGCAGUGCUUUUCUUGUGACAGGAAACUGACGAAAACAACUUAAACAAAGGAUUUCUUAUGCUUAGCCACACAACUCUAGUCAACAAUCAACAUCACGAAAAUAUGGAACUCUCCCUUAGCAAAAAAUUAUGAAUCAUUAAUCAGUGAAUGUAUGGUCCAAGACUCGCUGUAACAGACAGCUAGCCGUGGUGUUUAAGUGAUGACAGUAUCAGUUGGUGUAACAUCUUGUACACCUCAGGCUAAGGAUCUAGAAAAAGUAGAAAAGGCUCCACACGGAGAUAACUUUGAUAAAGAAGGAGAAGACUUGAAAAAUGACAUGGCUAUAUGUAAUGGGCAAAGAACAGCUGAUUUAAACUUAUCUUCAAGAAUUGUUGAAAAUAUUGAAAAUGCAUCCAGCAAGGUUAUCUGCUCUUCUGAUGUGUACUCUGGACCCUCCAAGGAGGAUGCAGUUGUGACUAAUCAAGUGGACACCCUUGAGGUAAACAAUGUGUGUGUCAAUCCAAGUAAGACCAUGAAGCAAGGUCGUGUGGUCAGUCGUGGGAGAAGGAAAAGUGAUAACAAGGAGUACAACCAAAAGUCUCAAGGUGGUGGAAGAAAUCGUGGACGGAAGAUCUCCAAAGGCACUAGAGAUUACGAGAACAGUUCAAGCAAUGGUGGUAAUUCUGGAGCAGAUGGCAAUGGAGAGGAUAAUGGUAGUGACGAUGAUGAUGAAGAUGAUGAUGCAGAUGAAGAUGAUGACGACGAUGAUGAAGAUGAUGAUGAUGAGGCAGAGGAUGAUGACGAUGAUGAGGAUGAAGAGGAAAGUAAAAAUGAGGACGAGGAUGAUGAUAUCUCUUUAAAUGGAAAUGAAAAGAAUGGGAAGGAAACCAAAAUCAAGCAGGAGCCGUCAGAUGAUCAAGAGACAUCAAUCAAUUUGUCCCAUCAGAUGUUUCCUGCUGGACUACAAGGAUUCAUGACAGGUUUGGAUGGUAAUAUUCCAUUAGCCAAUCUUCUAGAAAAGCUGCCCAACUCAGUGUGUCAAGGAGAUGAGAACAGUUCAUCGCCUGCAGCUCCUGGUGUCCCUGUGACUCUCCAUGGGAUAGUGUGUCAUGAAAUUGGAGGAGUAUUGGUUGUUAAUAUCAAAUGGAGAAACAAAUUUUAUUGCGGCUCUCUGAUGGAUUGCUCAAGACAUGCCUGGGCCAGUCCAAGAUUUCCAGCCAUGGAUGGUGGUGAAAAUGAAAUGAAGAUGGGUGGAAAAGGUGUGAAGGGAAAGAGGAGACAGAAAAAUAGCUCAGUAUCCUCGUCUGCAGGAAAUGCCAAUAAAGAAGCCACACCUCUGAAGCACAAACUGCGUGGGCGAAAGAGGGGAGUGUCGGGCUGCCCUCCUCCAAAAUCCCAAGGGUUUAAAGGAAUGGGAAAAAGAAGGUCCAAAAAUAUGGAUGAUUAUGAUGAUGGCCCACGCCCUGGAAAGCGAAGCUGUACAAUAAAGACAACGGUAUCACCUCAACCAUCUCCCACCUUGAUUGAAUGUCCUGAACCUGGUUGUGACAAAAAGUACAAGCAUAUCAAUGGAUUGCGCUAUCAUCAAGCACAUGCACACUUGGAAGAGUCCAACCAAUCAGAUGAGAGAUCUGCAAGUACCAGUCCUUCACCUGUAGAAGAGUUCAAAGAACCUGAUACUAAGCCAGGUUUCAAAGGAAGGACGUCACGUGUCAGUGCCAGAGCAAGGAGUGUGUCUCCAUCGCUAGCUGCUGCUCUUGCUGCCAUUAACGAGAGGAAGAAUGAUGCAUCAUCCAGAGUAUCAGGUGGCAAGAAAAAGGAAAUCACUGAGCCAUGUGUGGAUUUGACAAAUGCAAAGGAAGGUAAAGAAUCCAAUUUGACCAUUCCUACAAAUGAGGAAGACAGUGCUAUGGAUGACACUUCUGUAUCAUUUGUAGAAAGCUCGGAUAAAUGUCAACAGGCUUGUGAACAUGAGAUCAGGAAGGAAAAUGAUAACCAAAAAAAUGUUGAUCAAGCCAAACACAUUGAUUCAAAGUCUGGCUUUAAGCCUGUACUAGAAGAGCAGCAAAUUGCAGUAAAGAAUUUGGAAAAGGAACAGGUUAAGGACUCUACAAACUUGACAACAUGUACAAAAACCACAGCUGAAGUACUAACAAGAGAAAUGCCAGACACUAGCACAGUUGGAAUAAAAUCUGAGCCUUCCCAGGGCAGUCAAGAGGUAUGGGAAACUGCAGUUAUUGACUGCGGAGUUAGUGGGCCAAAUGGCAGUGGAAAAUCCCAUGACAUGGAGACAAUUAGUAUAAGUCAGGUUGAGGACAUGGAGAAAGCUCUUGCUGAAAACAACUUCAGUGGCAAACAGUCUGACAACCAGCUUAGUAUUCCUGGUAUGCAGCCAGUGGAUUUGCGGCAGGCUGUUGACACUGGAGUAGGGCUUAUUAAUCAGCUAGGCAUUGAAGUUGAGGACAUCAGUGAGAAUGAAGAAGACAUUGAUCCUGGCCAAGGUAAAGGCUACUUUAUCACAAUUUAGGGUUUCUAAAUGAUGAUAGUGCAUUGUAAGUUAUGAUUGAAUGCUUACUGAAAUAAGAGAGCUAAAAAUGUAUACAGUGCUUACUGUAGAUGUUCAGCGUCAGGCCAUAUGACUACUGCAUACCAAGUAACAGUGUUAAUUUCUGAUAUCUACCUAGUACAUUGUACAUGUACUCUUCUUACAGUAGUAGGACUGAAUGUCCAAAAAGUUUUGCCAUCGUCAGAGUAACAGAUCGAACAUGAAUGCUAGUCUGCUAUGUGUGAUAUGAGGUGCAAUGUGUUGUUCCAGAAAAUAUCCAUACCCUUCCCAUGGAAUGUUUUAAGCUUGGACCCUCCCCCGCCACCCCUCUGGAAAUUCCACUUAAGUGCCAUUCUUUCCUUCAAAAAUUUGGGCUUUUGAAACCCCCCUCCCCCUUGGAAUUUCUGUUAACCUUCCU
Molecule: messenger RNA, 3407 nt
Organism: Orbicella faveolata
Lineage: Eukaryota; Metazoa; Cnidaria; Anthozoa; Scleractinia; Merulinidae
Biological process (GO): regulation of transcription by RNA polymerase II
Cellular component (GO): nucleus
Source: RefSeq, a predicted model, not a curated record